CCAAGCUCCAAGAAGAAAAGGUUGAUCUGCUGAACAGAUCCUGCAGAUCGAUGUGAUGAAAUGUGAGAAACCCUGCAGAUGAGUUUGAAAGGAGAUGGACGGCGCUCUGACCGGACGGCUUCGGCUCCUGAUUCUGAUCGCUCACAGGUAAAGGUGUGAGAAGUCACACAUAACCUCAUGGCAAAGAUAAAACCAGCCUUCUGUUGUUUACCGUCUCACUCCAAUGAUGGAAGGAAUUAAGGGAAAUGAUAAAAAAUAAAAAAAAGGAAGAAAAAUGGAAAGAAAAGAGGAAGAAAUGAAGGAAGGAAUGAAAGUGCCAUGUGAGGACGUUAAAACAGAGAAUAAUUAUUAAGCGACAGAAGACAGCAUGAAGAAAGAGGAUGCCUAGAGCUGUGCAUCAGUUACCAUGGGAAUGACUUCCCCAACACACCUGACAUUAUCUCCAUUAAAGAGGAAGAUGAUGAUGAUGAUGAUGAUGAUGAUGAUGAUGAUGUUGAUAAAGACUUCCUGUUUUGUGAAGAUUGCCAGUCAUUCUUCUUUAACAAGUGUGAGGUCCACGGUUCGCCACUCUUCAUCCCCGACUCUCCUGUUCCCAUUGGGGUCGCUGACCAAGCCAGACAAACUCUUCCUCCUGGACUAGAGAUUCAGAAGUCCAGUAUUCCUGACGCAGGCGUGGGGGUGUUUAAUAAGGGGGAGCUUGUUCCAGUGGGGGCACAUUUCGGACCCUACCAGGACUGCUGGAAAACCAAGAAGAUGCCAUGAACAGUGGCUACUCUUGGGUGAUAUACACAAGCAGACAGUGUGAAAAAUACAUCAAUGCCAUGACUGAGAGCCAUGCUAAUUGGAUGAGUGUUUCAGUAUCGUGGGGGGAUUCUGUACCGUUGCUGUCGAGCCAUUAAUCCAGGCCAGGAGCUGUUGGUGUGGCACGAUGAAAAAUACACCAGAGAUCUAGGCCCUGCAUUUGACUCUUUCUGGAAGAAGAAAUGCUCUGCCAAUGAGCUUCCUGAUGCUCUGUUUCAAAUUUAUCUCAACAAACACUUCGAGAAAUGCCACGAUGAGAAGUACAUGAGACUUCGGGAAACAGAAGAGAUCAAAUCGGAGCCCCCGAAAAGCUCCGGUAUCAAUGAGGGAGCAUCAUGUGCUCCUCUCGGGUCCAACACUUCUCACAGAGAAAUUCAGAAAGACCUCCACCACUGCCCGGAGAGUGGAAAGAGCUUUACUCAACAGGGGAACCUCCAGCGCCACCAACUCAUUCAUGUGAGUGAGAAGCCGUUCCGGUGCUCGCAGUGUGGCAAAAGUUUUAAUCGUAAGCAUCAUCUCCAGCUGCACUUGCGCAUUCACACGGGAGAAAAGCCGUACCAGUGCUCGCAAUGUGGGAAAAGUUUUAGCAAUCAGAGUUCGGCGCAGCAGCACCAGCGCACUCAUACAGGCGAGAAGCCGUACCACCGCCACAUUCACACCGGAGAGAAACCGCAUCCGUGCUCAGAGUGUGGCAAGAGGUUUAGCCAUCUGGGGAAUCUCCAUCGACACCAGUGCAUUCACACGGGAGAGAAGCCGCACCAGUGCUCGCAAUGCGGGAAAAGUUUCAUUCAGAAGGUCGAACUUCAGUUACACCAGCGCAUUCAUACGGGUGAGAAGCCGCACCAAUGCUCGCACUGCGGAAAGAGGUUCUCACACCAGGGUUACCUCAAACAACACCAUCGCGUUCACACGGGUGAAAAUCCGCACCAAUGCUCACACUGCGGAAAGAGGUUCGUCCAAAAGAGCGCCCUUCAGCAACACCGCCGCUUUCACACCGGAGAGAAGUUGCAUCCAUGCUCACAGCGCGAAAAGAGCUUCACUGACCCGAGAAACCUGAAACGCCACCAGCAUAUACACAUGGGAGAGAAGCCGCAUCGGUGCUCGCAGUGCGGCAAGAGCUUUACCCAAAAGAUUGAACUUCAGUUGCACCCGCGCAUUCAAACGGGGGAGAAGCCGUAUUGCUGCUCGCAGUGCGGGAAGAGGUUUACGCGAAAGGACCACCUCGUACAACACCAGAAUGUUCACACGGGAAAGAAGCCACAUCGCUAGAUACAGUGUGGGAAGGGUUUUAUGCAGAAGAACGCUCUUUGACAGCACAAGCACGUUCUUCACGCUGGAGAGAAGAUUGUGGAAACUAUUACAACUCCCAGGGACGAGGCUUGUGAUGAACGCGCCACCAGAGUACACUGAUUUUGUUAGACUCAUUGAUUUCUAGAUAGAUAUAUGAUAAAUGUCUGUGCAUGAAGCCAGCUUCAUGAAGAUAUGCUUUACAUGAGUUGGAGUGGAAGAUCUCCUGCUAUAGAGCUCCGAACUCAACCCUAUUCAAUACUUUUGGGGUGAAUUGGAACGGAACCAGGCUUCCUCACCUCACCCCCAUCAGUAACUGACAUUACUAACACCCUUGUAGCUGAACGAGCAGGAAUCUCCACACGCUUCAAAAUCUAAUGGAACAUCUUCCAAGAAGAGCGAAGGGAUAAUAGGGGGAUGAAAUGUUAAAUUGGAUGGUCCAAAAAACCUUAACUUAUGGUCAGGUGUCCACAAACUUCAUAUAGAGUGUGUGAUAUAUAUUUGUAUAUAUAUUUAAUGAUGAUAAUUACAAUUUUUCAGACGUUCACAAUGGACGUUAUUUUUCCAGCCGAAUAUAAAUAGAUUCUUUAAAAAUCAGUUCAUUUUUCACGUGUUAAGUGUUUGUAUCCUGGUCCUACGUUUAUGUGUGUAAAUAUAUCAAAAAGAUGAACUAAUGUAUAUAAUAUUAUAUACAGUGAGGAAAAUAAGUAUUUGAACACCCUGCUAUUUUGCA
Molecule: messenger RNA, 2821 nt
Organism: Silurus meridionalis
Lineage: Eukaryota; Metazoa; Chordata; Actinopteri; Siluriformes; Siluridae
Product: zinc finger protein 239-like
Exons: 7
Coding region: 1066-2070 (334 amino acids)
Biological process (GO): regulation of transcription by RNA polymerase II
Molecular function (GO): RNA polymerase II cis-regulatory region sequence-specific DNA binding; DNA-binding transcription factor activity, RNA polymerase II-specific
Source: RefSeq, a predicted model, not a curated record